GAAAGAUAAAAAGCAAAGAAAAGAAACUUUCAAAUUUUCAUUAUCUUUUUCUUUCUCUUCCUUAAUAAGAUUUGAUUGAUUAUUGAUUCUUCCCAAGCGAAGCAAAGCAGAAUAAGUGCAGACUCAGAACUGGGGAAAGAACAAAAAUCCUACAUUUUUUGAUUUUUUUUAACAAAAAAAAAUGGAGGAUGAAGUAGUACAAAGAGUAUUUCAAGAAGGAGGACGAGACUAUUUCCAUCAACAACCUUCAACUUCCACUUCUUCUUCUUCUCUUCUUCUUCUUCUUCAAUCUCUUCCUCUCCAUGUGUCAUUUGAUCAUGGCUAUUAUUUGCUUGUCAAAUCCAUACAAGAACUCAGAGAGCAAAAGGAGGGUUUUGUCACAGUAGGCAUUGGUGGUCCCAGUGGAUCAGGAAAAACAAGCUUAGCAGAGAAGGUAGCAUCUGUUAUCGGCUGCACUGUUAUACUAAUGGAGAACUAUCGUGAUGGAGUUGAUGAAGGGAAUGAUUUGGAUUCAAUAGAUUUUGAUGCAUUAAUAAAAAAUCUUGAGGAUCUGACAAAAGGGAAAGAUACUAUGAUACCAGUGUUUGAUUUUCAACAAAAGAAACGUGUUGGUUCCAAAGCUAUAAAAAGUACUACGUCCGGUGUGGUAAUAGUUGAUGGUACUUAUGCUCUGCAUGCAAAAUUGCGCUCUCUGCUUGAUAUCCGAGUUGCAGUGGUUGGUGGUGUUCAUUUUAGUCUUCUUUCCAAAGUUCGAUAUGAUAUAGGAGAUUCUUGCUCCCUGGAUUACCUUAUUGAUAGCAUUUUCCCUUUGUUUAGAAAGCACAUUGAGCCUGACCUUCAUCAUGCACAGAUUAGAAUUAACAACAGCUUUGUAUCAUCAUUUAGAGAAGCAAUCUACAAGCUGAAAUGCAGAAGUGAGCCACCUGAUGGACAUUCUACCUCUUUCUUUGAAGAAAAUGAAGCACAAACUGAUAAUUUCAUUGAGAUGUACCUUAGGCCCCCAUCAGCUAGUGAAGAAGCACGGAUAAAUGAUUGGAUUAAGGUGCGGCAAUCUGGUAUUAGAUAUUAUCUGUCACUUGGGGAUCAGAGAAUUGUCGACAAAAAUUUCAUCAUCAGACCAAAAGCUGAAUUUGAGGUUGGAAGGAUGACACUAGGUGGACUGCUGUAUUUGGGCUACAAUGUUGUAGUCAGUUUCAAAAGGGCAUCAAAAGCAGUUAGCAUUGGCAGUCUUUCCCUGUCAUUUGAAACAAUUGAUACUCUUGAAGAAACCUUCUUGGUGCUAAGGGGCACAGAUAGGAAAACAGUUGGAGCAGAAGUGUUGAGGAUGGGUAUUACUGGACAAUGGCUCACUAAGUCAUAUCUGGAAAUGAUUCUUGAAAGAAAAGGUGUACCUCGCCUCAAUACUCCUCUGCUUGUUUCUACUACAUUCGUGUCUAGUAAUCAAGAAAAAGUGAUUGCAGCACCAAAGCCUAUCUGUACCACUCCAAACCUUGUUACCCGGCUUGAGAAUAUAUCUCAGCCUUGGACUCGAUCUCCGACAAAAUCUAAAAUGGAACCUGUAUUACCAACAUGGCAUUUUACUUCAUCAGAUCUUUCACAUGGCGGUUCUGUUAUAGAUUCUUCUGCUUUCAGGGAUACGAUGAAACUUGCCCCAAUGCCUGAUUCUUAUGACUUGGAUCGGGGCUUGCUUCUUGCUGUUCAAGGAAUACAGUUUUUAUUGGAGAAUAAAGGUUUUCCGGUUAUAGUUGGAAUUGGUGGUCCUAGUGGAUCUGGAAAGACUAGUUUGGCACAUAAAAUGGCAAAUAUUGUUGGUUGUGAGGUAGUUUCCCUUGAAAGCUAUUUUAAGUCAGAGCAAGUUAAGCAUUUCAAAUACGAUGACUUUAACUCUCUUGAUUUGCCUUUGCUUUCAAAGAACAUUGGUGACAUAAGGUAUGGUCGAAGGACAAAAAUGCCUGUAUUCGACAUGGAGACUGGUUCUCGUAGUGGGUUCAAGGAGCUUGAAGUAUCUGAAGAUUGUGGUGUGAUCAUUUUUGAGGGGCUUUAUGUUUUGCAUCCUGACAUCCGAAAAUCCCUUGAUUUGUGGAUUGCUCUUGUUGGAGGUGUUCAUUCACACCUGAUUUCUCAAGUUCAAAGGGACAAAAGUAGAGUGGGGUGUUUUUUGUCCCAAAAUGAGAUCAUGAUGACAGUGUUUCCAAUAUUCCAGCAGCAUGCUGAACCGCAUCUUGUUCAUGCACAUCUCAAAAUUAGAAAUGACUUUGAUCCUGCUCUUUCUCCUGAGAGUUCACUAUUUGUUUUGAAGAGUAACAAACAAGUGGCCUAUCAAGAUAUUUUAAAAAUCCUUGACUCUGCAAAGUUCUGUAGUUCUGUUCAGAAUUUCAUUGAUAUAUAUUUAAGGCUUUCUGGAACUCCUGCAAAUGGGCAGUUAGCAGAAAGUGACUGCAUACGUGUCAGAAUAUGUGAUGGAAGAUUUGCAUUACUGAUACGAGAGCCAAUAAGGGAAGGAAAUUUCAUCAUUCAGCCCAAAGUGGAUUUUGACAUUAGCAUUAGUACAGUGUCUGGCCUUCUUAACCUUGGGUAUCAAGCUGUAGCCUGUAUUGCAGCAUCUGCACUCAUCUACCAAGAUGGCGAGAUUCUCAUUGAGGUUGAUCAUCUACAAGAUGCCCCUAGCUCUUACCUACAGAUCAAAGGGGUCAAUAAAGAGGCUGUGGCUGCUGCUGGUUCCGCAUUGAAACUGGAUGGGUCAUACUCGACAAAGAGUUAUCUCCAAAUAAUUUUGGAAAGAUUACCGCUGGUGGAAAGAAGUUACAAUGGAAUUCACAUUCAUCAAGCUGCAAGAUUGCAGGAACUUGUGGAGCAUAUACGAUCCCAGGUUGGACCAAACAGGGUGGCAGUCCACCAUCAGAAUCCUCAGAGUAAGGAGGCUUCCCCAAUGGAAGGCAUAAUAGAAGACAUGCAGCCCAGGAUUAGAAGGCUUGAACGGUGGCAUACCAUCAAUACGGUGCUGUCGACGUUUUUGAUGUCUGCCCUUGUUGGUUAUUCACUUUACCAAAGAAGGCGCCAAUGACAUGGCUUUUCAGUUACUUGAAAUUGCCAAUGGCAUGGCUUCCUGCGGAUUUUCUUCCCCUUUUUGCUACAAUUAAGUCCUAGAAACCAACCAAAACUUCUUACAAAAGUCAAAAUAUCUGUCUAGCAACCAACUCACAGGGCAGCAAAUUCAGGUUUGCAAAACUUACAAUUCAAAGUUUAUAAUUGUUUUUAGUUCCUCCAUUCUCAUUUUGUAAUUACAGCAAAUUCCAUUUUCAACUUGGUGUAAAUCUUUCCAUUGCAAAUGGCAUAUUUCUUUUUUUUUUUUUAAUUAAGAUUUUUGAGUUUUGUUUGGUUCGUAUUUUUUCAAUCUAAGUUUAUCUGUGUCGAGUUUAAACAAAUUUAUAGCAAAUGAUAUAUUUUGCAUUUGCUGGCAGUAAAGUUUUUGCCAAGCGAAUAGAAGAUGUUUAUAUUAAAUGAGACUUUACAUGCGAGAAACAAAUGAUUAUUAAUGGAAAUGAACAUAUACUUCUUGUUUCUUGAGAUGAACUCCAAUUCUGUACAAAUGCCUAGAAAUGCAAAUUUCCAAGUGUCUGUACAAAAUAUAGUUCUUUAUAUCUUGUGCUGAUCCCUUAUUUAUAUAAUUCUAAGUUGGGAGUUUGCCCCUCUACUUUCGUAGAAUCUUUAAACCUAUAGACCUGUUCUAUUUUAACUAAAAAUAUAUCGCGCC
This is a messenger RNA of Durio zibethinus, 3754 nucleotides long. The record is from RefSeq and is a predicted model, not a curated record. Lineage: Eukaryota; Viridiplantae; Streptophyta; Magnoliopsida; Malvales; Malvaceae.